UGCCGCCCGCGGAGAGGGAGCUCGAGGCGAUUGGCGGGGACUCGGAAGCCAGGAUCCUCGCGGAGCCGAGAGUCUUGAAGACUAACAGUUCCUUGUCAAAGGCAGCUCUUAGUCGAAAGCUCCUCUCGCCAAAAUAAAGGGAUCCAUCCAAACUGAAGUCCGGAAGAGAAAGGAUGGGGGCUACGGGCUGACGCACGGUGCAAGCCGCGCCGUUUGCUUGUCAAGUUCGGCGGACCGCUCCUGUCCGGGCGCCCGAAGCCCGCGGCGGCGUCUGAGAGCCAGUUUUAGGUGUGGCUUGUACGGCCUGAGGAGCGAGAACUUCGAAAAUGGGGAAAUAGAGGAGCGGGAGUGGAAACAAUUAAGCCAGACAGCACGUGGGGAAAAGGGGAAGCGCACCGGACUGGGCACUCCUGGGGUGCGCCUCUGAGCCUCUGAUCCCCUCCCGGAGCAUCCCAGCGAUUCCUUCCAGAUGCUAAGUCCUAAGUGCUUUGAAGAGCAAAAUAGCAACAUGAACCACAAAAAAAUAUGCCUUAGGGUCACGAGCGCUGCCCCUGAGGACUCCUGGUGGCCAGCAGCUCCGAAGCCACUCAGGCGCUUGGCCUCCAGCUCCUACUGACACAUCCGGGCAUCCUGUCUGCUGGCCUUCCAGCCUGGAAGCCUACCCGAACCAUGGAGGCCCCUGAGGUCCCCGUGGGAGCGCUGAUUGACUUCGGGACUGAGCCGUCCCCCUCCUCGCCCCUAGAGACACUGCCUCCGAAGCUGCGGGAUGGGGACAGCUCCCAGGGCGACGGUGCUUCGGAGAGCGAGACCACAGAGUCUGCGGACAGCGAGAAUGACAUGGGCGAGUCGCCCUCACACCCGUCCUGGGACCAGUACCGCCGCUCCUCCUCCAACGAGUCCUUCUCUUCCAACCAGAGCACCGAGUCAGCCAAGGACGAGGAGACCCUGGAGUUCCGGGAGUUCAUGCGCAGCUACGUGGAGAAGAUCUUCUCUGGAGGGGAGGACUUGGACCAGGAGGAGAAAGCCAAGUUUGGAGAGUACUGUAGCAGUGAGAACGGAAAGGGCCGCGAGUGGUUUGCUCGAUACGUGAGUGCCCAGCGCUGCAACUCCAAGUGUGUCUCGGAGCCGACCUUCUACCGCCUGGUGCAGUCUUUCGCCGUGGUCCUGUUCGAGUGUCAUCAGAUGGACGACUUCGGGCCUGCCAAGAACCUCAUGACCAUGUGCUUCACCUACUACCACAUCGGUAAGCCGCACCUGCUGCCUUCCGAGUCCAAGGAGAAGCCCGCGGGGAGCAUCGACUCCUACCUGAAAUCCGCCAACAGCUGGCUGGCAGAGAAGAAGGACAUCGCUGAGCGGCUGCUGAAGAACACAUCGGCCAAGACAGAGAACGUCAAGGGCUUCUUUGGGGGGCUGGAGACCAAGCUGAAGGGACCCCUCGCCAGGAAACCCGAGGAGGAAGAGAACAAGCCCAAGGAGAAGCCGCAGAAGACUGUGACCGUGUGCAGCCCGGAGGAAGAAAGGAAGGGGGAGAAGAUCUACCUGUACACACACCUGAAGCAGCAGCCCAUCUGGCACACGCUGAGGUUCUGGAACGCGGCUUUCUUUGACGCCGUCCACUCUGAGAGGAGAAAGCGGUCUCCCACCACCAGAGGGGAUGCUGGAGAGGAGGAGAAGAAGAGGGAGAAGUGGUGCCACAUGACCCAGGAGGAACGCAACGACAGUCUACGGUUCAAUGAGAACAUCACCUUCGGGCAGCUGGGCACGUUCACUCACAACAUGCUGGCGUUCGGGCUCAACAAGAAGCUGUGUAAUGAUUUCCUGAAGAAGCAGGCCGUGAUCGGCAAUCUGGACGAAGAGCAAUACAAGCUGCUGAGCGACCACAUUGAACAGAUGGCCAUCGAGUAGGCAGGCCGUGGGAGGUCGCCCAGAGCACUCUCCAGGAGGACUGAAGGUGCACACCCCUUUCCUGGGCCAGCGACUGGCUGUCACCCCACCUGAAGACCCUGCAUGACCUCGGCAGCACCCAGAGCUGCUCCACACUGCCCUAGAACUAGCGGUUAGAACAAUCUGGUUGCCCGUCUCCCCACCUCCCUUCUGCCUUGUCUGCUCCCCCCACCCGCGUGCCAUAGGGUCCCUGGGGUUACACGAUAAAACCAAGGUGACUGCCCCUA
Molecule: messenger RNA, 2171 nt
Organism: Leptonychotes weddellii (Weddell seal)
Lineage: Eukaryota; Metazoa; Chordata; Mammalia; Carnivora; Phocidae
Product: KIAA0513 ortholog
Source: RefSeq, a predicted model, not a curated record